Molecule: messenger RNA, 315 nt
Organism: Priapulus caudatus
Lineage: Eukaryota; Metazoa; Priapulida; Priapulimorpha; Priapulimorphida; Priapulidae
Product: silver exporting P-type ATPase-like
Exons: 1
Biological process (GO): copper ion homeostasis
Cellular component (GO): membrane
Molecular function (GO): P-type divalent copper transporter activity; copper ion binding
Source: RefSeq, a predicted model, not a curated record
GCUGAAAAGGUGGGAGCAGAUACUUUGCUAUCACAGAUUAUUCAUAUGGUUAGUGAGGCGCAACGUUCACGUGCACCCAUACAGAAACUUGCAGACACAGUGGCAGGGUAUUUUGUUCCGACUGUGGUUUUAAUUUCGAUGACUACUCUAAUGGUUUGGUGGUUCUGGGGGCCGGAGCCACGUCUUGCUUACGCCAUCGUUAAUGCGGUUGCGGUAUUAAUUAUUGCUUGCCCCUGCGCACUCGGUUUAGCGACACCCAUGUCUAUUAUGGUGGGAACCGGUAAAGGCGCAACCAUGGGCGUAUUAAUUAAAAAU